AUGCCACCCAUCAAGGUCUUUGUCGGUGCAGGCUACGCACCGCAACCCCGCCACGUGGUGCGGCGCAAUCGCUUUGCCUUUGGGGUUAGCAUGGGCAUUCUGCUCAACAUUGCGCUCAUGCCCAUCAAGGCGUACCUCUCGGAGGAUCUGCCGUGGACGCGCCUGCAACAAGUGCCAGCGUCGACCAACUUUACCGAGUUCAAUACCUCGACGCUUGUGGUAUUUCAAGCCGCGUACAAUGCGCAGACGUUGCCCGCAGGCACGGCGUUCAUCAACGACAACGCCCACAGCGUACAGCUCGUGCGUGAAGUACUCAAUAUAGCGUCGCACACACCCGUGGGGGCGGACGACUGCCAGAACGCAUUUCUGCUCGGGAAACCUGGCGUUCUCUACUACCCCGACUCGAUCCGCGAUUUGCUCUGCGACCUCGCGGCCCAGAAUGCGUCGUUUGUCAACAUCACGGCCUGGCACAACCGUGGCACGUGUGUCUACAACACCUAUUUUAGCCUCUACAUUGGCCAUCAGUGCGUCUGGAUCACGGCCGGAAACGCGCUGACGCCAAUACCAAUGCGGGGAAACGAGGUGACCAUCACCGCGGCCACCGGGGCGUACGCGUCGAUACCGUGGCUUUGGGUCAAGUUCGUGUUUCGCUUGGUCAUGACAUUGAUUUCGCUCCGGCUCAUGUGGACCAAAUACUACCGGCACGUACUCGCGCUCGAACGUCUCUUGGCCGAACGCGGGCACCGACCGGAUACCAAAGCGUUGUGGCACUACGAAGUGAUUUGGGGUGACCCGACAGCGAUGAUCCUUAUGGACCCAAGCAUCGCGACCAUCUUCGCCAUCGACUUCUGGCUCAGCGUCGACGUCGUCACGCUCGCCAUCAUGCGUGCAAGCCAGAGCGAAGACAUCCCGGUUAUGUUAUUGGGUUUUCUUUAUCUCUCGCGCACGCCUACGCGGCGCUGUGCGCUCACGGACAAGCGCCUCAAGCGCCUCAAGACCGAGCACACCUUUGUCGAUGUCGACCCGACGCUGGUCGCGAUCGCCGCGACCUUGUACGGUCCCAUGGUCGCCUGGACUGUCGGCAACGUUGGGUUUGCUCUUGUGGUGUUUCACUUUCUCUUCGAGCUCACGGUGCCAUCGGCGCUCGUGUACGUUCGUUUUGACGGCUGUCUGGCGUCGACGUUGUACACGCUGAUUUUGGCCAUCAUGCCUGUGCUCUACGGUUUUGGGAUGGGGCUUGUGCGCAAGGCGCCGACCAUCCAUCGCGAUAUGACGUCAUUCAGCAGCUUCAAGUUCAACAACAUCAGAACGCGGGUGCUUUUUGCGGCCAUGCAAGUGCUCGAGGGGCGCGUGCCCCCCGGCGUGGCCUCUUUUGGGGGCACCAUGUACCGUCUCUUUGAGAUCAACCCGCGCUACAAGCUGUGCCCGACGAUUAGCUUUCGAAGCACCGACUGCUUUGUCUAUUGUUAUGAAGGCGACGCGUUCAAGGAAAAGCUGCGACUUGGGCUUCUGAGCUGCCUCGACCGCAUUUUACACGAGCCUGCCGUGGCGAUUUCGGACGCUAGAGACGCAUCGCCCUUUGCGUUCAACCAGCUGCAAAUGCCUUCGGAAAAGCAGCCUACGCCGACACUCCGUCUCCCAUCCGCGCCGACGGUCUGGUGUUUGUAAUUGUCUGGCUUUUAGAUUUUUACUGUCUGAAUAAAAAUAGC
Messenger RNA from Saprolegnia diclina VS20, 1709 nucleotides. RefSeq lists its product as hypothetical. The transcript has 4 exons. The record is from RefSeq and is a predicted model, not a curated record. Lineage: Eukaryota; Oomycota; Saprolegniomycetes; Saprolegniales; Saprolegniaceae. The coding region runs from base 1 to 1668 and encodes 555 amino acids.